GAUGAAAUCACUCUGCAUUUUAUAACUUUAAAUUUGAAAUAGUAUGUAUUUCAUUUAAAAAUAUUAUUGGUGUUUUUUAUUGCACAACUGAGAUUUUUUAUUAUUUUGCUAUUUCAAAGUCCAAUAUUGCUAAGGCAAUUUUAUUUCGAUACAUUUCAUUUCGAUAAAACUAAAAGAACCCAUAAACGCAUAAAGCAUUAGAAAUGGUGGAAACAGUAGUUACCGUUGAACGCACCACGACCACACAAACCACUGCACCAAGCGGUGGUGGCGGUCUGAGCGCUUUGAAAAUCAAUAUCGGAUACUUCACAACAGUGCCGGGAAUAUUGAAACUUGUACAAUUCGUGCUUGGCAUUAUCUGCAUGGCCUGUGCUUCACCUGCUUACGUUUCAGCUACAUCAUUCUUCCUAUUUGUGGCUGUAAUCUCAUUUAUUGCGACAAUUUUGUGGAUUUUUGCCUAUCUGUUAGGCAUUCGUGAGGCCCUGACUGUAGCUGUCAAUUGGAUAUUCACAGAACUGAUUAACACCGCGAUAUGCACCCUUUUAUAUUUCAUAGCUUUCGUUGUGCAAUUAGCCAAAUGGUCAGGCUAUCCGAAUACCUAUGGUUAUGGCUCUAAUAUUGCGGCUGGAGUCUUUGGUGUAUUCAUUUUCUUGGCCUACGCUGCUGGUACAUAUUUCCUGUAUUUGGCGCACAGAAGCGGUUCAAAUUAUUAAUUGAUAAAAAAAAAAGAGUCAAAAGAAUAAAAUUUUAAAUAAAAAAGAAAAAGAAAAUAAAUAAAUAAUUUUUUUUUCAUUUCUUCUUGUAAAACUUGCAAAAGAACAACCGAACAAUUUGAAAAGCUCGCCUCAUAAACUUGUAUGCAUACCACCAAAAGCACUGAGCACUUAACAUAACUUAACAUAACAUAAAUGGCGAAAUGAUGAAAUUUUGAAUAUUCAUACAAUAUGGCAACACUAUGAUGCUAAACGCACUUACAUACCAGCUCGUACGUAUAUACAUAUGUACAUAUAUCAUUGUGUACUCGUAUGUACAUAUGUUUGUGAGUUCAGCUCAUUGCCUGAAAAUAGUCAAAACAAAAUGAAUAUUUAAAUAAAAUAAUAAUCAUAGUUUUAAACAAUUUAUUGGUAGUUUAAAACAAAUUAAUGUUCAGUGAAAAUUUAUUUUUAAUUAUAGAUAUUAGAAAUAACUUUAAAUAAUCAAUAUCUAUGGCAAUAAAUAAUUCUAUUAGCUGCGCUGCCUUACACAAAUUUUUCAUAUUUAGUACCCACCUAAAAAAAAUGAAAAGUAAAAUUAAAAUAAAAUAAUAAACUCACUUUUGACUGUCAUUAAAUGUACAUAUUUCAAGCUUUUCUACUUUUAUAUGUAUGUGUGUCUACAACUUUGAAAAUGAUUAAAUGCACUAAAACUAAUUUCCAUACAUACAGACAUUAUUUGUUUUCAUAUUUGUCAUUGUUGUAAAAACGCAACUAAUUAAAAUGCAAAGAAUUGG
Ceratitis capitata (Mediterranean fruit fly) is the source of this 1489-nucleotide messenger RNA. RefSeq names its product CKLF-like MARVEL transmembrane domain-containing protein 4. Lineage: Eukaryota; Metazoa; Arthropoda; Insecta; Diptera; Tephritidae. The transcript is spliced from 4 exons. The record is from RefSeq and is a predicted model, not a curated record. Gene Ontology annotation, cellular component: membrane. The coding region runs from base 204 to 713 and encodes 169 amino acids.